Messenger RNA from Anneissia japonica, 1412 nucleotides. RefSeq names its product cyclin-Q-like. Gene Ontology annotation, cellular component: nucleus. The transcript has 4 exons. Gene Ontology annotation, biological process: regulation of transcription by RNA polymerase II. The coding region runs from base 126 to 881 and encodes 251 amino acids. NCBI's taxonomy places the organism in Eukaryota, Metazoa, Echinodermata, Crinoidea, Comatulida, Comatulidae. Gene Ontology annotation, molecular function: cyclin-dependent protein serine/threonine kinase regulator activity. The record is from RefSeq and is a predicted model, not a curated record.
CGGGCAACUCCUUUUAGGAGAUGCAUCAGCGUGAUCAUGGAGUGCUGGUUUGUCUAAAACAUAGAAUAAAAAUGUGGUCAAAAUCUUAAAAGAAGUCACGAUAUGCCCAUGAGCAAAAACCAGCCAUGGAAAACCAGGUCACCAAAAAAAGUAAGGAAACACAAAAGGAUGUUGAAACCUCUAGCAGUCAUCACAGAACCAGUUCAUCAAAGACACAUUUUAAAGUUGUCCACUUCCUAAUGGAAGCUGCUGUGAAGUUGAGCUUGGAGUCUGUGACAGUCGCGUCUGCCUGCACCUUCUAUCAUCGGUUCUUCCAUGUUAGGAAAUUGAGUAAUUAUGACCCUUACCUAAUUGCAGCUACAUGCAUCUACCUGGCAACAAAGGUAGAAGAACAGCCAAUCAGGAUGAGAGAUAUAAUUAACGUUUGUCACAGGAUCUGCCACAAGAACGCCCCAAAGCUGGAGAUAGGACCAGAAUACUGGGAACUACGCGAGAGCAUGGUUAACUGUGAACUACUGAUAGUCCGAGUGUUUCAGUUUAAACUCAAUGCGGACUUACCUCACAAGUAUCUGUUGCAUUAUUUAAAGUCAUUACGUGACUGGAUGGACACUGAUGUGUGGCUGACCACUCCGAUUGCCAGGACAUCGAUGGCAAUUCUUUGUGACAGUUUCCACACAGAUUUAUGCCUACGAAUGAAGCCACAACACCUGGCGGUAGCUUCUAUCUACUUUACUCUUCAGUGUUAUGGUGUAGAGGUUCCUUGUAAUUUACAAGCUGAAAAACAAUGGUGGCAGGUCUUCUGUGAUGAUGUCAGUGAAGAAUCAAUCCAGAACAUCAUACUGGAGUUAAUUGAUGUCUACCAACAGGAAGUGCAGGUGUGAAGCAAUUACAAGGAGCCUCAACUUGAGCAAUAUAUGGUGUAUGCCAGGCCAGUAAAAUAUACUUUAUGGGAGAACCUCCAAGUAUAUUUAUAUGCAAUAUAUGAUGAAGACCAGGCUAAUGAAAAUGCAGACCACCAGGCCAAUAAGACUGAACUGAAACUACACUCCACAAGUGUCAUUUAGACUUAUAGGGCUUCAAGGAUCCUAAAUGAUUGAUUUUGAUGGACUUUAUCAACCUACAAUAUAGUUAGUGGAUGGAAGGCAAUUCACAAAAGACCUCAAUUCACAAGUAUUGAACAUUUUCCGCCAGUAUUUGGUUCACUGGUUGGUGAACACAAGCUAAUAGAUGCAGGUACUUGAUCAGAUGGACGUUGAGCUCGUUCUUUUUGGGUUGUAAAAUUAACUUUUACAUCUACGGCCAUGGGUUCGAAAGAUAUUCCUCCUUCUUUUAUUUCCCAGAUUGCAUGUAAAAUAAGAGUCUGUGAAUGAAUGUAUUUGUUAGUAAAUGUACGUUGUUCAUUUUCCUGUUAA